GCAGCCUCAGGAACUAACACGCUGCCGACGCAUUGCAUGAUGGUUGCAUGAUGGCAUUUCCACAACAUGGAAGAUUUCUGUGACAAUUAGCUGUUCCGAAGAAAUUAUAAUAAUCAAUAAUAGUUUUAUACUGUUGUUUGAGAGGCUAAACGCUGCAAAAAUGGUGAAGGAGCAAUUCCGAGAGACAGACGUGGCUAAAAAAAUAAGCCACAUCUGCUUUGGGAUGAAAUCUGCUGAGCAGAUGCGUCAGCAGGCCCACAUCCAGGUGGUCAGCAAGAACCUGUACAGCCAGGACACCAAACACACCCCACUGCCCUAUGGAGUACUGGAUCACCGCAUGGGGACAAGUGAGAAAGACAGACCAUGCUUGACUUGUGGGAAGAACCUGGCAGAUUGUUUGGGGCAUUAUGGGUAUUUGGACCUGGAACUGCCUUGUUUUCAUGUCGGUUAUUUCAAAGCCAUUAUAGGAAUACUACAGAUGAUUUGCAAGACCUGCUCCAGUAUAAUGCUGACAAAAGAAGAAAAAGUCCAGUUUCUGGAUCACUUGAAACGACCGAACCUGGCUUAUCUCCAGAAACGAGGCUUGAAGAAGAAGAUUUCAGAGAAAUGCCGCAAAAGGACAGUCUGUUUGAAUUGUUCUGCAUUUAAUGGAACUGUUAAAAAGUGUGGCCUGUUGAAGAUCAUCCAUGAAAAAUAUAAAACAACCAAAAAAGUGGUGGAUCCAUUUGUGUCAGAGUUCCUGCAGUCCUUCGAUACGGCCAUCGAACACAACAAACUGAUCGAACCUCUGUUGAACCGAGCACAGGAAAACCUGAACCCCCUGGUGGUCUUGAAUCUGUUCAGGAGGAUUCCAGAUGAAGACGUCCCUCUGCUGCUGAUGAACCCGGAAGCAGGCAAACCCGCAGACCUCAUCAUCACCCGACUGCUCGUGCCUCCUCUCUGCAUCCGGCCGUCUGUGGUCAGCGACCUCAAGUCGGGCACCAACGAAGACGACCUCACCAUGAAGCUGACAGAGAUCAUCUUCCUCAACGAUGUCAUCAAAAAGCAUCGCAUGAGUGGAGCAAAAACCCAGAUGAUCAUGGAGGACUGGGACUUCCUCCAGCUGCAAUGCGCACUUUACAUAAAUAGUGAACUUUCUGGGAUCCCGCUCAAUAUGGCGCCAAAGAAAUGGACGAGAGGAUUUGUGCAAAGACUCAAAGGAAAACAAGGUAGAUUCAGAGGAAACCUCUCGGGUAAAAGAGUGGACUUCUCAGGAAGAACAGUCAUUUCUCCGGACCCCAACCUGAGGAUCGAUGAAGUGGCGGUUCCGGUCCACGUGGCUAAAAUCCUGACAUAUCCAGAGAUGGUGAACAAAGCCAACCUGGAGCUGAUGAGAAAACUGGUUCGGAACGGCCCCGACGUUCACCCCGGAGCCAACUUUAUCCAGAACCGCCGCAAUCAGAUCAAACGGUUUUUGAAAUAUGGAAACCGGGAAAAAAUAGCUCAGGAGUUGAGGUUUGGUGACGUGGUGGAAAGACACAUGAUAGACGGAGACAUCGUCCUCUUCAAUCGGCAGCCAUCUUUGCACAAACUUAGCAUCAUGGCCCACAUAGCCAGAGUCAAACCACACCGAACGUUCCGCUUUAACGAGUGCGUUUGUACUCCCUACAACGCCGAUUUUGACGGCGAUGAAAUGAAUCUGCAUCUUCCUCAAACAGAAGAAGCCAAAGCGGAGGCUCUGAUUCUGAUGGGGACCAAAGCUAAUCUUGUCACUCCCAGAAACGGGGAACCUCUGAUUGCUGCUAUUCAGGACUUUUUGACAGGUGCUUAUUUGUUGACGCUGAAGGACACCUUCUUCGAUCGAUCAAAAGCCUGCCAGAUAGUGGCAUCAAUCCUUGUGGGCAAAGAUGAAAAAGUCAGAAUCUCGUUACCUCACCCAGCGAUUGUAAAGCCGAUGGCUUUGUGGACGGGCAAACAGAUCUUCAGUAUGAUCCUGAAGCCGAGUAAGGAUUGUCCAGUGAAGGCCAACCUGCGGACAAAAGGCAAACAGUACUGUGGCAAAGGAUUGUGGUGAUUCACAACAGUGAGCUGAUGUGUGGCAGCAUGGACAAAGGCACCUUGGGAUCCGGAUCCAAGAACAACAUUUUCUACAUCUUGCUGAGAGACUGGGGACAGCUGGAGGCCGCAAACGCUAUGUCACGUCUGGCCAGGCUCGCUCCAGUCUUUCUCUCCAACAGAGGAUUCUCCAUUGGAAUUGGCGAUGUGACUCCUGGCCACGGUCUGCUGAAGGCCAAGCAGGACCUGCUAGACGACGGCUACACGAAGUGUGAUGAAUACAUCGAAGCUUUGAAGACGGGGAAAUUACAGCAGCAGCCUGGCUGCACUGCAGAGGAGACGCUGGAGGCUCUCAUCUUGAGGGAGCUUUCCGUGAUCAGAGACCGAGCUGGCAGCGCCUGCCUCAGGGAGCUGGACAAGAGCAACAGCCCACUCAUCAUGGCUCUUUGUGGAUCCAAAGGUUCCUUCAUUAACAUUUCUCAGAUGAUUGCGUGCGUGGGCCAGCAGGCCAUAAGUGGCUCUCGAGUCCCCGACGGCUUUGAGAACCGUUCUCUGCCUCACUUUGAAAAACACUCAAAACUGCCUGCUGCCAAGGGCUUUGUGGCUGAUAGCUUCUAUUCCGGUCUGACUCCCACUGAGUUCUUCUUCCACACCAUGGCGGGCCGAGAGGGUCUGGUGGAUACUGCUGUGAAAACGGCCGAGACCGGAUACAUGCAGAGGCGUCUGGUGAAGUCCCUCGAAGAUCUGUGCUCGCAGUACGACCUGACGGUGCGCAGCUCCAUGGGCGACAUCAUCCAGUUCAUAUACGGCGGCGACGGUCUGGACCCGGCUGCCAUGGAGGGAAAGGACGAGCCUCUGGAGUUCAAGAGAGUGCUGGACAAUAUCCGGGCGGUCUACACGUGCCCGGAUGAGCCGGCGCUCAGUCAAAACGAGCUGGUCCUCACUUCAGACGCCAUCAUGAAACGAGCCGACUUCCUGUGCUGCAGAGACAGCUUCUUGGAGGAGAUCAAAAAGUUCAUUAAGAGCAUGUCAGAUAGAAUCAAGAAGACCAGAGACAAGUACGGCAUCAACGAUAAUGGGACAAGCGAGCCUAAGGUUCUGUAUCAGCUGGACCGGAUCACACCGACUCAGCUGGAGAAGUUUCUCGAAACCUGCAGAGACAAGUACAUGAGAGCCCAGAUGGAGCCGGGCUCAGCAGUGGGGGCUCUGUGUGCUCAGAGCAUCGGGGAGCCCGGCACUCAGAUGACCCUGAAAACCUUUCACUUUGCCGGCGUGGCGUCCAUGAACAUCACUCUGGGGGUGCCUCGCAUCAAAGAGAUCAUCAACGCUUCCAAAAACAUCAGUACCCCUAUAAUCACUGCUCAUUUGGAUGUUGAAGACGACGCCGACUUUGCAAGGCUGGUGAAAGGAAGGAUUGAGAAAACUCUUCUUGGAGAGAUUUCCGAGUACAUUGAAGAAGUUUUUCUUCCGGAUGACUGCUUCAUCCUGGUGAAAUUGUCUCUAGACAGAAUACGGCUGCUAAGAUUGGAGGUGAACGCUGAAACGGUGCGUUAUUCCAUCUGCAUGUCCAAGCUGCGCGUCAAGCCCGGAGACAUCGCCGUGCACGGCGAGGCAGUGGUUUGCGUGUCGCCGCGAGAGAACAACAAAAGCUCCAUGUACUAUGUGCUGCAGUCAUUGAAAGAAGAACUUCCUAAGGUGGUGGUUCAAGGAAUCCCCGAAGUGGCCCGAGCGGUCAUCCACAUUGACGAACAGAGUGGCAAGAACAAGUACAAACUGCUGGUGGAGGGGGACAACAUGAGAGCUGUCAUGGCCACUCAUGGAGUGAAGGGGAGCAGAACUACUUCAAACAACACCUAUGAGGUGGAGAAGACUUUAGGCAUCGAGGCCGCCCGCUCCACCAUCAUUAAUGAGAUUCAGUACACUAUGGUGAACCACGGAAUGAGCAUCGACCGGCGGCACGUCAUGCUGCUCGCAGAUUUGAUGUCUUAUAAGGGGGAGAUUUUAGGAAUCACCAGAUUCGGAUUGGCAAAGAUGAAGGAGAGCGUCCUCAUGCUGGCCUCCUUUGAGAAAACCGCCGACCAUCUGUUUGACGCUGCCUACUUUGGACAGAAGGACUCUGUCUGCGGAGUGUCUGAGUGCAUCAUCAUGGGAAUUCCAAUGAACAUUGGAACAGGACUCUUCAAGCUGCUGCACAAAGCUGACAAGGAUCCCACUCCUGUCACAAGGCCACUUCUGUUUGACCAUAAGGACUUCCAUAUACCUCUGUUCACAUAGCAUCAUGGGAAAAAUGAUGUUUGAAGAGCUUAGUUAAUGUCUGAGCGCUCUGUGAAGACAAACUCAAGUGCCUGCUGUUUCUGCUUAAGCUUUUUUUUUUCUAGCGACGACUUCUUCUUAUUUAUCAAAGCAUGUUUCUUAUAAAUCAAUUUCAAAAUUUAGAAUGCAGGUUUGCCUCAUCUUUGCUUUGCUUUUAACUUGUUUCUUUAGGUUUUAGGUCAUUAGCCAAACUGAAGUGAAAUUCUACAAAUCUCAGUCAGCAGAUAUUAAAAACGGACCCAAAAGGGUGAAUCAUAAAGAUGCUGGAUCUCCCGUUUGGACGUCCGUUUGCGAUGCUUUUUUCAUUUUUCUCUAGUUUUCCAGCAUCCUGAGGUUCAGUUUGUCAAAGCUUUGAAGUGUUUGUUUUCACUGAGGUUUGUCUUUCAGAAUGCCAUUCAUUAAAUAAUCAAAUGUACAUAUUGUUAUUAAUAAAGUGCACAAAAAUAGAUGUGAAAACUGUUGAUUUUUUUCUGUUCUUUUGGAAAUUAACUAACUAAAAUUAAAGUUUACUUCCUAAA
Messenger RNA from Oryzias melastigma (Indian medaka), 4865 nucleotides. RefSeq names its product polymerase (RNA) III (DNA directed) polypeptide A (gene polr3a). Gene Ontology annotation, biological process: DNA-templated transcription. NCBI's taxonomy places the organism in Eukaryota, Metazoa, Chordata, Actinopteri, Beloniformes, Adrianichthyidae. Gene Ontology annotation, molecular function: DNA binding; DNA-directed RNA polymerase activity. The record is from RefSeq and is a predicted model, not a curated record.